This is a messenger RNA of Gigantopelta aegis, 1839 nucleotides long. RefSeq names its product sodium/bile acid cotransporter 7-A-like. Gene Ontology annotation, cellular component: plasma membrane. The record is from RefSeq and is a predicted model, not a curated record. Lineage: Eukaryota; Metazoa; Mollusca; Gastropoda; Neomphalida; Peltospiridae. The transcript has 11 exons. Bases 107 to 1153 code for a protein of 348 amino acids.
CUAAGGCAUUUACGGAAACGUCUUGAACGCUUGUUAAAAAAAAAAAAUCUUGUAUUAUUUAGUUUUUACACUUAUUUGAAAUGUCAGAUAAAAAUUCUUCUGCAAUAUGGUAGUUAUUAAAGAUAUAAAAGAAAAUUGGUUUUUAAUUGGUAUUGUUUUAGUUAUUUUAGCUGCAAAACUCUCGCCUAAAAUAGGAGUCAAAGGAGGUGUUUUAGUACCUGAAGUGACAGUCAAGUAUGUUGCAGUGUCUGUUAUAUUUUUCAACAGUGGUUUAUCUCUUAAAACAGAGCAACUGACAGGUGCCCUCUUCCAAGUUCGGGUUCACAUGUUUGUGCAGUUGUUUACAUUUGUUUGUUUUCCUCUGCUGAUGCAGGCUGUGGUUUUCUUACUGCAGCUGGGCACACUUGACACUCUGUUGUUAGAAGGACUGACAAUUCUGAGCUGCAUGCCGCCACCUGUUUCUUCAGCAGUCAUAUUAACCAAAGCAGCUGGAGGCAAUGAGGCUGCUGCUGUGUUUAAUUCAGCUUUUGGUAGUUUUCUGGGUAUUGUAAUUACUCCAACUUUAGUUCUUGCUUCAAUUGGGUCUGCAGCUCACGUCCCUGCCAGUACUAUAUUCUUACAGCUGACCUCCACCGUGGUUCUACCUCUAGUCAUUGGUCAGAUCGUCAGGGCAAUGUACAGGCAGACACUGGAAAGGAAUCAUGUACCUUUUGGAAAUAUUGGAAGUGUCAUCCUCCUGCUUAUCAUAUACACAACAUUCUGUGAUACAUUUGCUCACGAGGACAUCAAAAUAGACCAAGCCAGUCUGAUCUCCACAGUGCUUUUAAUCAUAAUUUUCCAGAUGUUUUUGAUGCUCUUGGUGUUUUAUACUUCUACAUGGUCGAUACUGAAGCUUCAGCCCUCUGACUGUGUGGCACUGUUAUUUUGUUGUACACACAAGUCAUUAACAUUAGGUAUUCCUAUAAUAAAAAUCAUAUUUGGUGGUUAUGAUGGUUUGUCCGUGAUAACGAUUCCCUUACUGGUAUACCAUCCGACCCAGAUUCUACUUGGUGGUCUGUUGGUACCGACAAUCAGGAGCUGGCUAAUCACAGCCGAGAGGUUCAGAUGUAUGUACCCAAGCAAGCACAGAUUCUCACAGUUCACCCAGGUGUAAUCUUGAGAAGACUUGAGAAUGGUUAUAAUCAUCAUGUAUAAUAAUGCUUUAAAGAAAUAUGGCAACUUACAAACAAAACAUGAUUUGGUGAGGACAACAAAAUCCCUAGUACUUUCAAAGAUUAUUCAUGACUAUAAACCAGCUAACAAAAAGGAUUUCAAUCCAAUACUGCCAAUGAUGUUUUUAAAUGACAAUUAUUGUGGAGACCAUUGAAUUAGCAGAAGCAUGGGCUGGAGGGUUUGGUUGAUUCAGAUGACCUCCCCUACCCGACAGAGGCUAAAACAUAAAGAGCGGUGUGUUUUUUACAGUGCAGUAUUAGGCUGUUCAUGUAUCAAGUAGAUGCCCAGAAUAAAAGUGUCCAUUAGGUUCAUAUUCAAACCCUCAUCCCCAGGGCCAGGUUCCACAAAGCGAUCUUAGCACUAAGUGCAUAUGUUAGCUGUUCAGUUACAAUGAUCUUAGGACUAAGAUUGCUUCGUGGAACAUGGCCCAGGUCGAGACAACACGUCGUCUCGUUUAACAGUAAACAAAAAUUAUGCAUACAAAAAAUGUUUUUGUGGUCGGGAAAAUAAAUUCAAGCUAUAGUGAACUCCAUUAUCAGCAUUUCCAAAGUCAAAAACAAUUGUGUAAAUUAUUGUUGAGUUGUUAUUUUACACUUGUUUUAUGUUAAAUAAACACGGUUUUUAUUA